This is a messenger RNA of Aptenodytes forsteri (emperor penguin), 1763 nucleotides long. It is a transcript of the gene SNUPN, whose product is annotated as snurportin 1. Bases 1 to 954 code for a protein of 317 amino acids. Gene Ontology annotation, biological process: snRNA import into nucleus. NCBI's taxonomy places the organism in Eukaryota, Metazoa, Chordata, Aves, Sphenisciformes, Spheniscidae. The transcript is spliced from 8 exons. The record is from RefSeq and is a predicted model, not a curated record. Gene Ontology annotation, cellular component: cytoplasm; nucleus.
AUGUCCAAGAGGCGGCUGGACUACGUGAACCAUGCCAGGAGGCUGGCAGAGGACGACUGGGCAGGGGUGGAGAGCGAAGGCGAGGAGAAGGAGGGGGAAGAUGCGGAGGAAGAGGAGAUGGACGUGGAUCCUGGCAAGAAGCUGCCCAAGCGCUACGCCAAUCAGCUGAUGCUGUCUGAAUGGCUGGUCGAUGUCCCCUUGGAUCUGGAGCAGGAGUGGGUUGUGGUGGUGUGUCCCGUCGGGAAAAGGGCGCUAGUCGUGGCGUCCAGGGGCACAACAGCAGCUUACACCAAGAGCGGCUUCUGCGUCAACAGGUUCCCAUCCCUGCUGCCGGGGGGGAACCGGCACAAUUCAACGAGCGAGAAAGUGUACUGCAUCUUGGACUGCAUCUACAAUGAGGCAAAGCAGACGUACUAUAUCCUCGAUGUGAUGUGCUGGAGAGGACACCCUGUUUAUGACUGCCAGACCGACUUCAGAUUCUUCUGGCUUUUCUCAAAGAUCCAAGAGGAGGAAGGGCUGGGAGAGAAAAGCAGGACUAAUCCAUUCAAAUUUGUGGGCCUGCAGAACUUCCCCUGCUCCUCGGACAGCCUGUGUAAGGUGCUGGCUAUGGACUUCCCCUUCGAGGUCGACGGACUUCUCUUCUAUCACAAGCAAACCCACUAUACCCCCGGCAGCACCCCGCUGGUGGGCUGGCUCCGGCCCUACAUGGUACCCGAAAUCCUCGGGCUCGCCAUGCCCGCUACCGUGCUCACGGCCAAACCAGACUAUGCUGGGCGUCAGCUCCAGCAGAUCAUUGAGAGCAAGAAGAGUAAAAAGCUGGCAGCGGAAAAGGGUCACCCGAGCAGCGCGGCGGCUGCGAGGAACGGACAUUACGAGCUGGAACACUUGUCUACCCCUCAGCCAGCAAACUCUCCGGAGGGCCGGGACGAAGCAGUGAGCCAGAUGGAGAAUUAGGCUGCUGGGACGGACCGGUUGGGUAAGGAGAAAGCAAAAGGUUCCCUGCUUCUCACUGUCACUCGCGCUCCCUGAAAGGGGGGCAAAGGUGAUGAUAGGAUGGUUUUGUUUAAAGGGCACGAAAGCGGAAUAUCUUGCUCCAAGUGCCGCUGGAUUUUUUUUUUAACCCCCCCCCGCCCCCCAGGGCUUCUGUGAGGCCUUAACAGGAUUGUCUGGUUCUUUGCUAAAGGCAGUCGUGCGUGGGGAAACGAGAUGAUCUGUCCCCACGCUGCGGGGUUCCCGGUUCAGCUCCUGACCCUGCUUCCGUGAAAGCCUCUGGCAAAGCUCCAGCGUAGGAACAGUGCUCAGACCUCCGAGGUGCAGCUGCUGCUCGUAACCCCGGCCCCGACGGCAGCCCCGGCCCCGGAAAUCGGGGCAUUUCAGCCUUUGAUCCGGCUGUUUACCGAGGCCUUCUCAAUGAAAGUUUUGUGGUCAGUCCGCUUCUGGUAACAAAAAGUUUGCAGCAGGCUGCUGUGAAUCCAGAGGCUGGGCUUUCCACACCCACGUGUUACUCAGAAGAACUAAAUUUCCUUGCAUCGCGGCGGGCCCUGCCUCCGAGCGCAGCUUUGUGCGGCGCGAGCGCGGCAGAAGCCUGUACUCGAGGCUUUUCUCAGUAGGGGGAGGAAGGAAUGGUUUCGCUCUGAAAAACGCUAGCAUUGAUUGUGCCAAAUAAAAGGUUUCUCAGAAAGACAAAUUCUUGAGCGUCUUCCUGCUACCUAAGGGUGGAUGCGUGCUGUGCCUCCCAAAUAGGGAUUGGAAAAUCGGUUACG